Messenger RNA from Anopheles funestus (African malaria mosquito), 1839 nucleotides. Its product is annotated as hormone receptor 4-like. The transcript has 2 exons. The record is from RefSeq and is a predicted model, not a curated record. Bases 466 to 1746 code for a protein of 426 amino acids. NCBI's taxonomy places the organism in Eukaryota, Metazoa, Arthropoda, Insecta, Diptera, Culicidae.
CGUUUCUUCCGACCUUCGUUUUACUGUUACCCGAGAGCUUUAAAUUGUACGAAGAUUGGCUGUAUGAAGAUACCAUUUAUGUGACCAGUUCUUGCUCGCUUUUGUGGUUGCUGAUAAAAGUAUGAGAAAAGUGUUGAAUACCAUAACAACUUAAUAUUCUUCAUGCUUUUAUCCAGUCUUCAAAAGCUUCAACUUUGCCUUCAAAUAAUUUGUAAUAUUUUGGGUCUUAAAUAGGAAUGCUGUUCAGUGUAUGUUCAGUGAGUUCUGGAAAGUGUGUUCUACAACAAUAUCAUGCGCUUGAGUCCACUCAAAUUAUGAUAGAAAGUAAUCCAAGUCUUCGAAUGGUUCCAAGCGUAAAACGAUUGAACUAAAGUGUUGUACCAGCGAAAAGUUGGUAUACAGCAUCAAACACAUCACAUUGACCGGCGUUCCACCAGCAAACCAGCCUAUCCGAGUCAUCACAAAAUGACCGAUAUUAAUCGCACCAAACAGAGCUAUCUGCACAAACACAACGGCAAGAUCGAUCCGCAAUCAGUGCAAUCCCCAUCGGUACUGCACUCCACGGGAUCGAACACAACCGAACAUGGCCGUGCGACCAGCAAUAGCUCAGGCGGCUCGUUGAAACGCAACAAUAGUCAUCAUCAGCGAUUGAAAAAAUCAAACACAAGCACUCUGGACCGAAGCUCUAAUGGCCUGGUGGAGUACGGAGCGGAUCGUACCGGCACUAACUUUAGUCAUCAUCCGCAGCAACAACAGACCGGAACGACCUGUACGAGAUCCGGCGCCGGUUCCGGUCUAGCCAAGAGCUGGUCGAAAACCUCCAGCAGUAGCACCUCACAAUCGACGUCGCAUGGUCUCCCAGCGGAACAAACGCCGCACACUCACGAAACCGGCAUCAGUGGCCGACCUCCGGGGACAAAUUUAGCACCCACCGUCAAAACGGAAGCCUCGCUCAGUGACGAUUUUAAACGCUUCCACACGCUCCGCAACAGCUACGGUGGCAAAUCCAAUUUAAAUGUAAAUAACACCGAUCACAUGAUAAAAUCGCAGGUCCUACUUCACCAGCAGAAGCUGCGCGAGUAUUCUCGACAACUUCCCGCACAGCAGCACCAGCAGCAGCACCAUGACAACGAUAGCUACUCAACCUGCUCUUCGUCGCAAUCCGACUACCAGCAUCCUUCGCAACCACAUCAGCAGCAUCAGCAGCACCAGCAGAACCAUCGCCACAAGCAUCACACUCACUAUCGUGUGCAUCAGCAUCAACACCAUCAGCAGCAGCAGCAGCCACAGCAGCAGGCACAAGCCCACAAUGUCCUACCGACUCAGUCCAUCUACCCCAUCUCCGCCACGGUAGCCGCAACAGCCACGUUGACGCGCGCCGGUGGUGGAGGUUCGAUAUUGAAAAAUGCCACCAACAGCAACCAUCAGGACCCGGUCGGGAGUCGGAACAGCCUCAAACGAGGACCGGGCGGAUUGAGCACGCUGUCACUGUGCAGCUGCGACGCGGAAACGGAGAUAAUACCGAAUCCAUUAAGGCCAUUAUAUCAGUACAGCCUGGACAGGAAAAAUCCUCGCCAGCACACCUACACGUGCGAGCAGAACGCGCAGAUUUUACUGCGACUGGAAAAGGACCGUCAGAAGAAGUUUGGCUCCAUGGGAAAGUUGGUAAGUGUUUAUUCGUUUCGUUUCGUUUUGACUGUGAUUUUCCUUUCAUCCGAUUGUGUGUGUUUGGUGUGGUCGUAUUGAUCAUCUGGGAACUGCGGAAUGUUAUCGGCAUCUUUCUCAUGUUUUUGACGCUUCACUUCUUAAACGAUAUGCGUAAGAUCUUAGAACGCGUAA